AUGGAAGGCCGGGGACUACUGUCAGUUGGUGCCGUCAGCAAGGUGCCGCAGCAGCUUACCAUUCCUUGUUUGGGCCGCCGCCCUACGCCGCCGCACCAUCGAAGACGGGUCGGCGCUGCCUCUGCGUCUUCGGCUUGGGCCAUUGGGACGCUGGUAGCCUGCAGGCAUCGGGGAAGGCGCUCCGCUUGCUGCGCGGAAGGCGAUACUGGCGAUGAAGUCCAGGUAAGCACACCAAGUUCCGCAUGCAUUACGCCCAUUGGGCCCUUCUGCCCGUACCGGUCCUCUGCAUGUGCGUGGGACAGCGAGCUCAGCAAAGGUAUGAGCGACCUGACCAACGAGUCUCCAGAAUUUGCAGUGGAGAUGAGCCGAAUGCAGCUCGAUAUGCAGAUGGGCCGGGAGCCGGACUCUCAGCGCAUGGGACAACUGGCCGACAAGCUGGAGCAGUCCUACCAGAAGUGGAAUGGCCUGAUGACCAGACUUCGGCUGAGCAGCGACUUCCAAAGCCGCGAGUAUUUCAAGCUCACCUUGAGCCACCUCGAUGGUCGUAGCAUCGAAGACCUCGGCAAGAUGGUCCAGUACCAAGUCGACUGUAUGAGGGCAGUUGCUACUGGCGGCAUGAUUCCACCUGUGCCGGUGGGCGUGGAUAUGACGCCUCCGAAGGAAGGCUUGCCCUCGGCCGCCGCCUCCCCCAACAUGAUCACAGCAGAGCCCUUCGACAGCUCGGCCUUUACCAACGAAGUUGUCAAGGAGGAAUAUGCAGCGUUGUGCCGGGACCACCAGCAGGUGAUCAUCAUGGGGGAGUCCUUCGGCAACUUUGACCCGCUGGGGAAGAUCGCCUUCCUCGACCAGCUCGAGAAGAUCGAGGAGCGAUGGGACAUCUUCUUCGGGCGCUUGGGCCUGCUUGGAGCUCUCAGCCCGGACUACAAGGAGCAGAGCGCGGAAUUUCUUAGUUCUAUGGGCUUGUCUGGCCCGCAGUUUCGGAAGCUCCUGCGGAGGGCGCAUCAGCAAAUGCGUGACGACGCCGAACGUGAGCGGGGUCUGAACCCAUGA
Symbiodinium sp. CCMP2456 is the source of this 1050-nucleotide messenger RNA. Lineage: Eukaryota; Dinophyceae; Suessiales; Symbiodiniaceae. The record is from the annotation of a GenBank genome assembly.